AUGCGUACAUCCUUGUUUCUACUUUUGGUUGUUGCCAUUUCUACAGUCUUGUGUACUGUUUCUGCUGCCGAGAGUGAUAAUGAAGCAGCCCCUCGCCGCAGAAUUUCAGCUAAUCCUGAUGAAUUAAUUGGAAAGCAAGAUUCUUCUGAAAAUGUCAACGUUGAUAAACAUUUUGUUGUCGACAAGGAGUCUGAUGAUAGUCCUUUCAUCAAGGUGUCUGAAAGCAAAGAACAAGUUGAAGAUGAUUCUGCAUUUGUUCCAAUUUGA
Molecule: messenger RNA, 267 nt
Organism: Mucor velutinosus
Lineage: Eukaryota; Fungi; Mucoromycota; Mucoromycetes; Mucorales; Mucoraceae
Exons: 2
Coding region: 1-267 (88 amino acids)
Source: RefSeq, a predicted model, not a curated record